UCCAGUCCAGUCCGUCCUUUCCCCAGUUGGGCAGGAGGAUUGACUCCGCCCUCGUGGGGGGAAGGGGGUGGUUCCACACCCGGCAGCGCCAGGUGUUCCUGCGGAGCCAUGGCGGCUUGUUCCUUUCGGAGGAGCAUCGCCUCUCAGCUUUCAAGAGUUUUGGACCUGCCUCCAGAACAUUUGAUUAAGUCAAUAUCUGCAGUUCCUGUCUCCAAAAACUGGCAGGUUGCUGAUUUUCAGCUCUUUGUGGAUUCUGUGACAGGGAACAGAUCUAGCAGUCACUCAAAGGCAGAUCUUCAGCUUCAAGCACAGAAGUUAGCAGAGAAGCUAAACUGUGAUACAAUAGUGAGUGAAAUCAGCACUGGUCCAGGCACAGUGAACUUCAAAAUAAACAGAGAUUUAUUAGCAAAGACAGUGUUGCAGCAUGUGCUUAAUGAUGGCUCAGAAUAUGGAAUAAGAAGUGAACUCUUCUCUGCACUGCCCAAAAGAAAGAUAGUGGUUGAAUUUAGUUCACCCAAUAUUGCCAAGAAGUUUCACGUAGGACACUUGCGGUCCACAAUAAUAGGGAAUUUCAUAGCAAACCUCAAAGAAGCUCUUGGACAUCAAGUAACCAGAAUAAAUUACCUUGGUGACUGGGGCAUGCAGUUUGGCUUACUGGGAGCUGGUUUCCAACAGUUUGGCAGUGAAGAAAAGCUAAAAUCCACUCCUUUACAGCACCUCUUUGAGGUCUAUGUACAGGCUAACAAAGCAGCAGAAGAUGAAAAUGGAAAGAAGAUGGCACAAGAUUUCUUUAAAAAACUGGAGGCAUGUGAGGCACAAGAGCUGUCACUGUGGCAGCAUUUUAGAAACUUCAGUAUUGAAGAGUAUGUCCGUAUUUACAAGCGUCUAGGGGUGCAUUUUGAUGAAUAUUCCGGAGAAUCAUUUUAUCGUGAGAAGUCCCAGGAAGUGCUGAAGAUGUUGGAUAAAAAAGGACUCCUUCAGAAAACGGGGGAAGGAACAGGAAUAGUAGAUCUUUCUGAAAAGGGAGACCUUUCAUCAUGUUCUACUGUGGCACGCAGUGAUGGGACAUCCCUUUAUAUAACAAGAGAUCUUGCUGCUGCUAUAGACAGAAUGAAUACAUAUAAUUUUGAUACUAUGAUUUAUGUGACAGAUAAAAGUCAAAGCUCCCACUUUCAGAAACUGUUCCAGAUACUGAAGCUCAUGGACUGUGAAUGGGCCGAGAGGUGUCAGCAUGUGCCUUUUGGGCUAGUACAAGGCAUGAAGACUCGAAGAGGAGAGGUGGUUUUCCUGGAAGAUGUUUUAGAUGAAGCCCGUACAAGGAUGUUACAAAACAUGGCUUCUGCAAAAUCAACUAAAGAACUGGAAAACCCUCUUGAGACUGCAGAAACGAUUGGGCUUGCAGCACUCAUCAUUCAGGAUUUCAAGGGCCGUCUCUCAUCUGAUUAUCAGUUUAGCUGGGAUCGGGUUCUCCAGAGUCGAGGAGACACAGGUGUGUUCCUGCAGUACACACAUGCCAGACUCCACAGUUUAGAGCAGAUGUGCGGAAAUGGGCAACUUGCUGACAUUAAUGCCGCAUGUUUACAAGAUCCACAAGCCCUAUCAAUCCUUCAGCAUCUUCUCAGGUAUGAUGAGGUUCUAUACAAAUCCUCUGAAGAUCUUCAGCCCAAGCACAUUGUCAGCUACCUCCUAACACUCAGCCAUCUUGCAGGUGCAGCACAUACAACUCUCCAUGUGAAAGGCAGUGCUCCUGAAGUAGCACAGGCGAGACUCUGCCUCUUCCAGGCAGCACGGACUGUUUUAGCUAAUGGAAUGAAACUCCUUGGAAUCACACCUGUAUUAAAGAUGUAAUAAAAAGGGCCCCUGCAAUGUAAAUGAAAA
Molecule: messenger RNA, 1878 nt
Organism: Alligator sinensis (Chinese alligator)
Lineage: Eukaryota; Metazoa; Chordata; Crocodylia; Alligatoridae
Gene: RARS2
Product: arginyl-tRNA synthetase 2, mitochondrial
Exons: 20
Coding region: 109-1848 (579 amino acids)
Biological process (GO): mitochondrial translation; arginyl-tRNA aminoacylation
Cellular component (GO): mitochondrion; cytoplasm
Molecular function (GO): ATP binding; arginine-tRNA ligase activity
Source: RefSeq, a predicted model, not a curated record